Harmonia axyridis is the source of this 2707-nucleotide messenger RNA. RefSeq names its product trypsin V-B-like. The record is from RefSeq and is a predicted model, not a curated record. Lineage: Eukaryota; Metazoa; Arthropoda; Insecta; Coleoptera; Coccinellidae. Gene Ontology annotation, molecular function: serine-type endopeptidase activity. The coding region runs from base 1417 to 2607 and encodes 396 amino acids. The transcript is spliced from 7 exons. Gene Ontology annotation, biological process: proteolysis.
GUUCAUUUGUUUUUAGAUGCCUCGACACUACCAAAAAAAGUUUGGACCGUAGGAAAAAAAAUUUUGAAAAAACAUUUCUUCAGGAGGCAGUGUUCUGUUGAUGCUAAUUGAAGUUUUGAAUUCAUCUAUCAAUGUGAAGAAUUUGAUAUUUCUUGUAGAUAGAUCUGAGAGUUUGUGAUUAUGUUCUGUUCCUAUGUUUUUCCAUUAUUUUAGUUUAUUUUUUUAAUAAGGUUUUAUAGACAUAGCAACCCAUUACUGUAAGAAAAAUACUACAUGUACAUGUUUGAGCGAUUCGUUAUUCGAAAACUGAAAAAAAAUGGAUUUCGGGCUGAACGAAUAAGCAUUUCUCUAUUUUUUGAUCGAUUCGUUCUCCUAUAAUUGAAAAAAAAAUUGGUUUGUAGUUUUUAUAAUGUAUGUUGAUCGACGUCAACCCCAGAGGAGUCACGAGGACUAGACACGAUCAAGGUCUUUCCUAAUAUUUUGAAUGUCAGGGAUUGAGUGAAUGUUCCCCUCAGCAGAGAAUGGGAAAGCCGACUGCGAGGGGAGUUUUCUCUCCUACGCUGAUAGGAUUAAGUACAUAAAUAGUAACAAAUCACAAAAUGUACAAGAUAUAAUUUGACAUAAUCGUACAGAGAAUAUGGUUCCAAAACAAUUGAACAUUCCGUGACAUUUUUCUUGACAAUAUUUGAAUAGUUCAACUGUUAAUUUAAUCUGGUGGUUUUUGAUCCCCUUUUCAAAUGUUCUAAGAAAAAUAAAAAAGGCGUAAAAUUUUCUACACUGGUCUGAAUUUUCAUUUCCAAAAAUGUUGAAAGAAGGCAGUCGAAAACGGGGAUACAAAUGCAAAAUUUGAACAUCUCCUAUUUUAGCUUCGUGCAAAAUUCAUUAUCACAAGCGUAGAAUAUUCAAUAAAUAUUCUUUUUCAUUAAUUUUUACAGUAUUCACAUCCGAAAACAUAGCGAUCUGUUCGAAGAACAAGUGCCCAAGAACUGAAACUCGUUAUUCGCUUCGGCAGGCAAAAUCCAUUUGCAAUGCAAAAUUUAUGAUAGGAUAUUUUUAUCCAUUGUUGAAAUCCCGAAAUAGAAUUGUGAUGAACUAACAAAAUGCAACACUAUGAAUGAACUAACUGGCAGAUGACGUUCAAACUCUAUAUGAGUCACAGUUGAUGGGAUGAAUAAAAUUUCGACAAUAAUACUAAGCAAGUUUCCAAUGGAUCAAUUCCUGUUUUUUUCUUGUCUGAAUAAUUUUUAGGAAUAUGGAGAUUAAUAUUUGACUAUCCAACCUUCAAAACAAGAUUUUUCGUGUCAUCAUCUUUAAAGCAAUUUUACUGCUUGUAUUAAUUUCGCAAAAUGAUUUGAGGAAUGUCCACCAAGUCAUUGAGUGAUAAGGUUGAAAUGCGAACAUAAUUUACAUAAGAUAAUGCAAUAUUCACCUGAACCAUUCCAAUGGUUGUGUGUGGCUGAAAGAUUCGCAGAUGUCAUGCUGAAAGUGAUCUCAACUGCUCUCCUCUUUCUUAGUUCUCGUUUGUGCUCAGAAACACAGUGUGGUGAACCAAUUGGUUAUGGUUCUCCUGUAGGCACCAGAAAAGACAGAAUUGUUGGGGGCUAUGACCUUGGUUUUUACAAAUACCCUUGGUAUGUAGCCCUCAUCAGCGAUAAAAUAAUUGGUUGUGGUGGUUCACUCAUUAAUUCAAGAACGGUUCUGACUGCAGCGCAUUGUUUCAACAGUAAGACUAAAUUGGAAAACCAAUACGUUAUUAAACUGGGAGUAUAUAAUAUAUGUACAACUGAGAGCACGCAGAUAGAGUUCAAAGCAGAAAAAGUAACAAUACACGAGCUCUAUCCAAAAAAGAACCCAUAUUACGACAUUGCCCUAAUUACACUCAAAGAAGAUGCUUCACAAUUCACCCCCAUAUGUCUACCUAAAUAUGCAAUAACGAAACGACCCAGAGAAGGUUUAGUUCCUGGAUUGGGAGUUUUGAAAUAUGACGGCAAUACUCCAUGCACUCUCCAAGAAAGUAGACUUCUCAUUCAUCCAGAUGCUGAAUGUAGAUCGAUGUUGAGUAAAGUAGAAAAAAAUAUUUCGCGCAUUAUCAAUUCUUUCUGCGCCGGUUACAUACAGGGAGGUAUAGACACAUGUCAGGGUGACAGUGGUGGUCCCCUCCAGAUCAUUAGCAAUGAUGGAAGAUACACGCUUUUAGUUUUCUGUCUAGGGAUCGUUUCCUUUGGGUAUAAAUGUGCAGCUCCUGGAGUUCUUGGUUUAUACACAGAUGUUUCCAAGUAUUUAGGAUGGAUUAAAAAGCACUCCGGAGGAGUUUCAAGUAACGAACAUGAUAACACAGUCACAGAUCAAACAAAUUCAGAAUCAACAACUGAAGCAUCUUCACUGCCUGUACAAACGCCAGCGUCAGUUGUGCAUCCAAUGCCCACUGUGAUUUCUGUUGGAUCCAAGCCAAACCAAUUCCUGCAAUUUUAUCCAAUGCGUCCAGUAAGUUUGGGAAAGCCAUCAAAUUCGCCAAUAAAUAUUUUCAUAUUCAACAGGAAGAAUUCAAGAUCAUUCAAGCUUCAUACUAUUACGACUUAUAAACCACAAACUAAAAAUAUUCAAUGAAUAUUAAAAAAAAUUACUUGUAAUGAUUCAUUUAUUAGAACAGGCAUUGGAGUAUUUUCAAUAAUUUAUCUAGUAAUUGAAAUAUAUAUCUGAAAUGUCA